Guillardia theta CCMP2712 is the source of this 2377-nucleotide messenger RNA. RefSeq lists its product as hypothetical. Gene Ontology annotation, molecular function: protein binding. Bases 1 to 2115 code for a protein of 704 amino acids. Gene Ontology annotation, cellular component: CCR4-NOT complex. NCBI's taxonomy places the organism in Eukaryota, Cryptophyceae, Pyrenomonadales, Geminigeraceae. The transcript is spliced from 17 exons. Gene Ontology annotation, biological process: negative regulation of translation; mRNA catabolic process. The record is from RefSeq and is a predicted model, not a curated record.
AUGGCGGAUCCUGACCGUGACGUGACACCCAUUGCAGAGUUGGACAAUGUAAGAGCCACGAAAUCGUCAGACUUCAAGGUGUUACACAACAUGGAAGUUUGCCUGGGAUACAAGAAUUCCUUUGCCAAUCCCAAGGAACUCCUUGCAAAACUUCAGUCGCUCAAGGCCGACGUCGACCUGAAACGAAACGAAGGCGGCGAGAAUGAAGACUUUGCUUUUGAUGAUGUUGAUACAGCCAUGCUCAACUGCAACAUUGCUGUCCUUGCGCUUCAACUAAGAAAAUACGCCACUGCAACGGAAGCUCUGGACAGGCUCUUCAGGAACAUUGAACCUCUGGAUGAACUCCUUGCCGCGAGAAUCUGUAUGAUGCUUCUUGAUUCUCUGUCUGUACAGAGACUGCCCGAGAAGGCUGCUCAGGUCUUGAACUUUCUGGAAAAGACCAUCCUAGCUCUGUUUGCUUCAAAAGCAAGUGUCGACCCCUCAAACAGUUCCCAAGAUUCGAACACCGCAAGCUCCAAAACAGAUGGCCUUGGAGAAUUUCAGAAGUAUGGUUUUGUCUCUCUUCCUCAGCUUAAGAUCUUGCUGUCUAUCUACAAAGCAAAACAUUACCUCUUCCAUGGCAACGCGAAAGCAGCCAAGAGGGAGAUCAAGGCUGCCAUUGCGGGGAGCCAGCCUGCUGAGUUGGCAUCGCCUCUGAUGUUAAAAGCUCAUUUGGAGUAUUUGAGGGGAAACUUCAGAAAGGCACAGAAGCUCUUGUGCUCAAGCUCUCUGAGCGAUCAGCCUUUCCGAGCUUUUCAACUAAACAACAUGGGCUGUCUACAUUAUCGCUCCAGAAAGUAUGGUAUUGCAGCAAUGUACUUCCGUAGAUCGAUACAGGAGCUGUCCAAAGGCAAUGAACAGACUGAGAGGUCCAAGAUGGAGGCAAUCUGCUGUGUCAAACGUGAGGAAGUUCUGUAUAACCUAGGCCUUCAAAAUCUUCUUUUGGGAAGACCGGAAGCCGCAUUCUCUUGUUUGAGAGAAGCUUCCCGUUUGCUGUACAAUCGUCCAAGACUAUGGAUCCGUCUGUCAGAGUGCUGCAUCGCCCGCCAUCAUAUCUGCACCCGCCAGAGUGACUCCCGGCAGUCCUCCGACUUGAUCAAAAGUGUGAGCGGGAAAGGCUCAAGGAGGAGGGUCCUUGUCCCUAUCGGGCUAGCUUCCCUCCGCAGUAGGUGCCUACAGUGUGGACCACCGGACGGUUCCGCGAAAGACGAAAACGGAGAGCAAGGACCAGGAAAUGGAAACGACACGGCUCAACCGUCGAACGAGCAUUCCACUGCAACGGGCAUUGAAGGCCAGAUGACCAUGUCGUACGCUCUCCAGUGCCUGCAGAAUGCCUUCUUCUUGAUAUCGCGAGAAGCGCCCGCGAUGUUUGGGAGCUCAUGGGGAUCUGCGGGAUCUCAGCAGGCUGGAAACCCCAGCGCCUCCAACGACGAUGUCGAUGGCGACCAUUCGAACGGGAACGGGUCGAGCUCGGCGGGGAAAGACACGGACGAGCAGCAGGCUGGUGUAACGAAUCGGGAACACUCGGUCAACGAGAGGUGGACCCUGAGACAGGCUAUCCUGUGUAAGAUGGCGUAUGUUCACCUGUGCCUCGACAAUCCUCUCAUGUCAUUGAAAGCGGUCAACGAGCUGCUGGCAAAUGAGAGCCAGUGCCGACCAGAGUACUCCUACUCGGCUCGCAUGUACGGCACAGAAGCUCUCUGCUUACUGGAGAAGUCGGAAGAAGCCGUUAAUAUGCUCGAGCCGCUCAUCCAGAAGGACUUGUUCGCAGCCGACGUGAUCAGUGGAUGCGGUCACGGACAGUCGCCGGCGCGGCGAUGCGGCUUGUCACACAUGAGCGAAGCUUCAGGCAUGGUGGAAACGGCGGCUGCUCGCAGUGCUCUGCAUAUCAACCUAGCGGCCAUCUGCGUGAUGCAGGAGAAGCUCAAUGAGGCCCAUCAGCACGUGCGGAUUGCGCUCAACGAGUCUCCUACAUGUCCUGCAGGCCUCAUGAUAGCAGUGUACCUGGAGAUCCGGAAAGGCAACACGGCAGCCGCCUUGAACAUUCUCAAGCACCAACGACUCAUGGCCUCUUGACAACUUUAGAUCUUUGGUUCUUGACUCCUCUUGGUCUCCUCCUGUCUCAUUAUCCCCUUCCCCUGAGUCUCCGAGUGUCGGUACGGUACGGUGUGACCGGGUAUGGUGUGGCGUGACUCGGACCGUACGGUACUGUACGCCGGCCGGAGCCCGGCCCGGGCCCUUCUCUGGAGCGAACUGAGUUGGAAGAGGCUUGCAGACCUGACUAGUCAGUGAGUGGGGCUGCUGGGUUGAGCUAAUGAAUCGCAAGGUCUAACUUCGG